This is a messenger RNA of Schistosoma guineensis, 4143 nucleotides long. Lineage: Eukaryota; Metazoa; Platyhelminthes; Trematoda; Strigeidida; Schistosomatidae. The record is from the annotation of a GenBank genome assembly.
AUGUCAAUUACAGAUAAUAAUUUGACUACAUCUGAAGGUAAACGUUUAGUGGCAGCAAAAAUUGCUAGUGCUGUUUCAAGUGGAGGUAGUCCAGCAAGAGUAAUUAAUGCAUUUAUACAAGUAAAAGAUUAUCAAGGAUUAGAUAAAUAUUUAAGUAAACAUAAAGUUCCAACUGAUAUAUUAACUGCAUCAUUACAAAGUGCAUGUAUGAGAUCAGAUAGUGAAGCUGUUGGUACAUUUGCAAAACAUGGUGGUAAUGUAAAUCAUACUGAUCAAUUUGGAACUACUUUAUUACAUUUUGCUAUGCGUGGUGGUGGUGAUGAAAAUGUUAUUAAAGCAUUAGUUGCACAUGGAUUAGAAUAUCAUUCAUGGAGAUCUGCAGGAAUGCCUUUAUUACAUUGGUCUUGUAGUACUGGAUUAAUCAAUUUAGUUGAGUAUUUAGUUGAACAUGGAACAGCAUCAUUACAAGAAGCUGAUGAAAAUGGACGUUUACCUAUUCAUGUAGCAGCAGUAUUUGGUCAACCAGUUAUUUUAUCUUAUCUCAUACGUGUUUUAUCUACUCGUCUUCAUCCACUUAACAUUCCAGCUCAAUUUUUAUCUGCAUUGAAUGAAGAUAAUGAAUGUUCUCUGGAAGAGGAAGAAGCUGAAGACAAUGUAAAUAUGAAACAAAAUGAGAACGCAUUUCAUUGUAAACUACCUGAGGCUGCAAACAAUUCUUCAGACAGUUUUAAAACAAGUAUCAUGAAAACGAUUGCAGCUGCAAAUUAUCUCGAUAUGAAUCACUGGACUCCGUUACACCAUGCAAGCUGUGAAGAUGCUGUGAAUUAUUAUUAUGAUUGUAUAAAAAUUCUAUUAGAUAAUGGAGCUGAUCCAAUGUUGCCUACUUCACAAGGAAAAACUGCAUUAGAUUUAGCAUAUGCUGCUGGUAGAUCACAGUUGUUAGUUGAUGUAUUACCAAAGAAACAAUUAAUUGCUUUACUGAUGUUAAUCGAUGAUAUCGUUCCACUGAAAGUGAGAAAACGACUCUCCGAAGAGGAAAAACUAAAAGAACGUACUGGAUUAGGUGGUAUGACAGCUAGUGAACCAUACUCUGUAAUGAGUACCAAAAGAGAACCUAGCCCAGGUUUAAGUGCUGAUAUGCAUAAAAGAUCUCGUAAAGGUUAUUCAUUUAUUCGUCGUUUAGCUGAUAAAAUGGAUACAACCGAUGUUAGCAAAGGUCAGUUCGGAAAUUUCACAAAAACUGUUAAAGUCGAUAGUACAAAUAUAAUGAGCAUAUGGCGUAAGAUUUUAUUAAAUGAUAAUGUAGAAUUAUUAGAAACACUAAGAGACUCUCUAGCCUGGAGACAAAGCAAAUCAAAUACUUCUACACUCCCUACAGAUUUUAGCAAAAUAAGUGAUAGUAUAACGAUGCCUACAGAUCACAUUUCAUUAGAUGAUUUUGAAACUGCGCAACAAAUUAGCCUAAAACAAAUGUCUGAACUAUUUUCUGAUUGUUACGAAAAUGGUACUGGUGUUUUUACACACGUUCAAGGUGCAUUUCAAGAAAACUUAAAAGCGCAUGAUUUUCGAACUGUUCUACAAUCAAUGAGCGGUUUACUUACUUUCAAAUCACUAAGUACCAAUAAAAUUGUGAUUCUUCGUCCAAUGCAUAGAUCAUUGUUAUUCUUAGCAAUUAUUUGUGGACGGUUUCGUGUCGUUGAACAAUUAAUUCGAAUGAGACAAUUCGAUGUUUUACCAGCAGCUGUUUUGGUGACACUUAUUCUUCGUCGACUUCACAAAGAACCUACUUUUCCUCAACAAAUGUUAGGUGAACUGAUCACUUUUGCUGACCGAUUAGAAGCUAUCGCUGUUGAUGUACUCAAUCUAGUUUUUCUUAAAGACAACACUCCAGAAAAAAUGAUAUGUCGUUCAAUGUUGAAUGCACCUUUGCGUACAUUCGGAGGAAUUUCAUUAAUAGAUUUAUGCGCCAAAGCUAAAUGUACUAAUGUAUUAAGCUUAUCUUGCUGUCAAAGACUUCUGGAUGAACGAUGGCACGGGGUUUUGAUUUGUUUGCCUAUAUGGAUGAGAUGGACAUGCAAAUUUUUCCCUGUGGCUGGGCUCUUUUAUUUUGAAUACAGAACGAAAAAAGAACUUAAACGUGCAGAAUUAAUAAGAAAUAUAACAGCCAAUGCAGCAUUAGGUGGUAAAGUGACUCCAAACUUACUCAGUGAUUCAGCAGGUCGUACAGAAUCAAAAUCUACUGGGAAUAUUAUAGCUAAAGUUUUCCCUGCCACACCUCAAUUACCUAACAAUCCAUUAACCAUAAAGCGCACAAAGCCACUGAAAGUUCAGAACACCAUCUCUGUCCAUUCAUCUCAAGGCCCUAAACCACAUGUAAGUAUUUACGAACGUAUGUCAAAUCAAUUUGGAUGGACCUCUUCACCAAGAUUCCAUUUUGUUACAGGAGUUUAUUUGUCACCUUCAAUGAAAUUCUGCCUGCACUCUUUAUUUCAUUUAUUAUUCUUGAUGUUGUUUUCAGUUGUAUGUGUAUAUAAUCUACAUUUUUCCUGUAGUCGAAUGGAAGUAGUUUCUUUAUCUUAUGUAUUGGGUUAUGCAUUUGAAGAGUUAAGACAACUGAUACUUGAAGCAUCUCGAGAUGGAUUCAGUGAUUAUUUUAGAGAUGGUUGGAAUUGGAUCGAUGUGUUUGCAAUUACUUUGACAUUUAUUGGAUUUUGUACAAGAAUGAAUGUGGUAAAUAAACAUGGAUCAGAAUUCGAAGAAGCCCAUGAUGUUAUACUUUAUACAACUCGUAAUCUUUAUAUGCUUGGUCUAAAUCUUUUUUAUAUGAGAACUCUACAUAUUACUUCAAUUUCACCAAUUAUUGGUCCACGACUUAAAAUGAUGGCUGAUAUGUUACGUAAAGAUUUGAUACCAUUAUUAAUAGUAUUUGCAAUUUUCAUAGUCUCUUAUGGAGUAUGGUUUCAAGGAUUAAUAUAUCCAAAUAGUUUUUAUGAAACACAUGGGCAACGUCAAAAUAAGCAUUUAAUGAACAGCACUGAAUUAUCACGUCAACGUGAUAUGCAGAGACUUGGAGUGCUUAUGUCAUUUAGUGAAUUAUUUCGACGCGCCUUCUAUAGUAUAUUUGAAGUGAGCAUUGUUUUAGAAGAAGAGACAUGUGAAGAUAAUAAAUAUUGUGGCAGUGAAUUAGGAUUUAAUACAGUUAUAUUUUUUGUUCUGGUGCUAUACGUUGGAAUUGUUAAUAUUAUCUUAAUCAAUCUACUUAUUGCAUUGUUCAGUAAUACAGUAUCAAGAAUUGAUCAAAAGUCAACAGCACAUUGGUUAGCUGGACGUUAUAAAAUGGUUAAAGAAUAUAGUGAACGAACAUUAUUACCACCACCAUUCAAUACAUUAUGCAUAAUUUAUGAAUUAUUUCGUUGUUUCUACAUUGGUACUAGUCAAUGCUUUUGUAAGGAUAUAAAAUUUCCAUUUGGAAGAAAUAAAAAAUUGUUUAAAACUGAGUCAAAUGAUGACUUGGAGGAACAAGAAAAUGAAUCACCUGAUGAAGAGAAUAGUAAUUUGAAAAAACAUUUAACUAGAGAAAACCAACUAAUUAAAAUUAAAGAAGAGAAUAAUAGACGAAUUAAAUUAUUAAUGGGUGAAUCAGAUGAUCGUGGUAAAUUAUAUAAACAAGAAAUUGACGCCGUAUUAAAAUUCAUUUUAAUACAAAGUUUUGCAUUACAAAAUAGUAGGCACACAUUGGGCACAGGAGUUAGUUUUAGAGGACCAUAUACCAGUCAAAAUACAAGCAGUUCUGAUGGAACAACUAAUAAUGAAAGUAUACAAUUACGUAAUAAUCAAAUAGAUAGUCGAUUAGAACGUAUUGAAGCUAUAUUAGAAAAAGUUGUUGAUCGUGUAAAUCAAAUUAAAAUAACUGAUACAUUAUCCACUCAAGAAACACCAACUAUACGUUCACCUGUUCCUAUACGUAUGCCAUCUGUAAAAUUGACUCAUGCACCUACUGAUGUACAGUUUACAGCUACAAAAAUUCCAACAUCAAAAGAAUUAUUUCAACAACUUAGUGAUGAAUUUCGAAAUGAAACUGAAACAAAUACACAAUCUCUUAGCAGUAAACCACCAUCUAUCAAAAUACAAAAGUCAUUAUAA